AUGCUUUUGGAAGUAGAAGAUUUUGUGCUGGCACGUUUCUGGAAAGGGCUGAGAUCCACUGUGGCCAAUCGGACCAUAGUGACUGAGUUCUUCCUCCAAGGCCUGACAGACACCAAAGAGCUUCAGGUGGCAGUUUUCCUGCUCCUGUUGCUUGCCUACCUUGUGACUGUCUCUGGAAACCUGGUUGUCAUCAGCCUGACCUUCCUGGACACCCGCCUGCAAACCCCAAUGUACUUCUUCCUCCAGAAUCUAUCCUGCCUAGAAAUUUGGUUCCAGACCGUCAUAGUGCCCAAGAUGUUGCUCAACAUUGCUACAGGGACCAAGACCAUCAGUUUUGCUGGCUGCAUCAUUCAGGACUUUUUCCACAUCUUCCUGGGGGCUACAGAAUUCCUUCUCCUCACAGCCAUGGCCUAUGACUGGUACAUUGCCAUCUGCCAGCCCCUCCGCUACCCCAUCCUCAUGAGCAACAGAGUCUGUGCACAGCUCAUCCUCACCUGCUGGCUGGAAGGAUUCUCCUUCAUCAUCAUGCCUGUCACCCUGACCAGUCAGCUUCUGUUCUGUGACAGCCACAUCAACCACUUCUUCUGUGACUAUACACCUCUAAUGGAGGUGGUGUGCAGUGGGCCACAGAUGCUGGAGACGGUGGACUUUACCCUGGCCGUGGUGGCUCUGGUCAGCACUCUGGUGCUGAUCACCAUAUCCUAUGUCCAGAUCAUCCGGACAAUUGUCAGGAUCCUGUCUGUCCAGGAGAGAAAGAAAGCUUUCUCUACCUGUUCCUCCCACAUCAUUGUGGUCACCAUGUGCUAUGGGAGCUGUUUCUUCAUGUAUGUCAAGCCCUCCCCAGGCAAGGGGGUUGAUUUCAACAAAGGAGUGUCUCUAAUCAAUACAAUUAUUGCCCCCCUCUUGAAUCCCUUCAUCUAUACUCUCAGGAACCAACAAGUUAAGCAAGUAGUGAAAGACCUGAUCGGGAAAAUGGCUUGGCUCCAAAAUAAAUGA
Ailuropoda melanoleuca (giant panda) is the source of this 996-nucleotide messenger RNA. RefSeq names its product olfactory receptor 2AP1. Gene Ontology annotation, molecular function: olfactory receptor activity; G protein-coupled receptor activity. The transcript has 2 exons. The record is from RefSeq and is a predicted model, not a curated record. Gene Ontology annotation, biological process: G protein-coupled receptor signaling pathway. Gene Ontology annotation, cellular component: membrane. The coding region runs from base 1 to 996 and encodes 331 amino acids. NCBI's taxonomy places the organism in Eukaryota, Metazoa, Chordata, Mammalia, Carnivora, Ursidae.